AUGAGUUCCUACCAGCAGAAACAGCCCUGCCCCCCACCCCCACCGCCUCAAGAGCAGCAAGUGAAACAGCCCUGCCAGCCUCCACCGCAAGAAAUAUACAUCCCCAAACCCAAGGAGCCAUGCAUCAACAUCCCUCCACCUGGCAACCCCAACGUCCCUCAGCCUGGGAACACCAAGUUUCCACAAACGGUCCAGCCUAGAGUGCCUCAACCUGGCCAGUCCAAGUUCCCGGAGCCAUAUCCCAUAACAGUCAUUCCAGGCACAAUCCAAGAGGAGACCAAGCGGAAGUAA
Messenger RNA from Diceros bicornis minor, 291 nucleotides. RefSeq names its product cornifin-A-like. The transcript has 2 exons. The record is from RefSeq and is a predicted model, not a curated record. The coding region runs from base 1 to 291 and encodes 96 amino acids. NCBI's taxonomy places the organism in Eukaryota, Metazoa, Chordata, Mammalia, Perissodactyla, Rhinocerotidae.